GUUCUCACACCACCCUUUCCUUUGAGUAAGCAAAAUGGCCAGUCCUUCCCUAUCUCUCCUUCUCUUCUUCCUCUUCUCUCUUCUCUCUCCAAACCUAAUCUUCUCUUCUCCUUCUUCAUCUUCUCCAUCUGUCCAAGACCCACAUCUCGUAGCACAAGAUGUUGAAAGGAGCAUCAAUGCAUCCCGGAGGCAAUUGGGCUACCUCUCAUGUGGAACUGGCAACCCCAUCGACGACUGCUGGCGGUGCGACCCCAACUGGGAGAAGAACCGCCAGCGGCUUGCCGACUGCGGGAUUGGUUUUGGAAAGAAUGCGAUUGGUGGAAAGAACGGCAGGAUCUAUGUGGUCACAGAUUCUGGAGAUGAUGAUCCAGUGAAUCCCAAGCCCGGGACGAUCCGCCACGCCGUCAUCCAGAGCGAGCCAUUGUGGAUCAUUUUCGCCCGUGAUAUGGUCAUCCAACUCAAGGAAGAGCUGAUCAUGAACUCAUACAAGACGCUCGACGGUCGCGGAGCAAGUGUCCACAUUGCCAAUGGGCCAUGCAUCACCAUUCAAUACGUGACCAACAUCAUCAUACAUGGGCUCCACGUUCAUGAUUGUAAACAAGGUGGGAAUGCCUAUGUUAGGGACUCACCUGACCAUUAUGGGUGGAGGACCGUAUCAGAUGGAGAUGGGAUUUCCAUCUUUGGUGGUAGCCAUGUAUGGGUGGACCAUUGUUCACUCUCCAAUUGUAAUGAUGGAUUAAUAGACGCCAUCCAUGGAUCAACUGCCAUCACCUUAUCCAACAAUUUCAUGACCCACCAUGAUAAAGUCAUGCUCCUGGGCCAUAGUGAUUCCUACACACAAGACAAGAACAUGCAAGUCACAAUAGCCUUUAAUCACUUUGGUGAAGGGCUCGUACAAAGGAUGCCAAGAUGUAGACAUGGAUACUUCCAUGUGGUGAACAAUGACUACACCCACUGGGAGAUGUAUGCCAUUGGUGGAAGUGCUGCACCCACUAUCAACAGUCAAGGGAAUAGAUUUCUUGCACCCAAUCAAAGAUUCAACAAAGAGGUGACUAAACGUGAAGAGGCAUCAGAGAGUGAGUGGAAGAACUGGAAUUGGAGGUCUGAAGGGGAUUUACUGUUGAAUGGGGCCUUCUUCACACCAUCAGGCGCUGGAGCAUCAUCAAGCUAUGCAAGAGCUUCGAGCUUAGGAGCAAGGCCUUCUUCUCUGGUGGGGACGAUUACAGUGUCGUCAGGCGCACUUGCUUGCAGGAAAGGAUCACGAUGCUAGAACAUGCGGCGACAUUGAUUAAUUAAGAAGAGUGGAUUGGGUGAGAAGAUCGUCUGAUUGGUAGCUACAAAUAAGAGUAAAAGAGGAGAAAAGGAAGAUGAAAGAGAGACUGGUGAAAUGGUGGUGUAUUACAAGUAGUAUAGUAUGGUAUACUUAGUGUAGUAUCGUAUGGUAUACUUAGUUUUUUUUGUUUUAUUUUCUUUUUCUUUUUUUCUGAUGAAAUGUCUACAAAGAUUCCAACCUCUGCCUGUUGUCUGCUGAAAAUCAAUUUGGGUUCGGAUGGGAAUCCAAGUGGGGUUAGAGGCAACAAGUGUGGAAGUGUUGAUGGAAUGGGAUUCCUUUGUGAUGCCUUCAUUCACCAAGGCUUUUUUCACUUCAAUUAUCUAUUUGUUUUGGAUUUACAA
Messenger RNA from Magnolia sinica, 1674 nucleotides. RefSeq names its product probable pectate lyase 5. The transcript is spliced from 4 exons. The record is from RefSeq and is a predicted model, not a curated record. Gene Ontology annotation, molecular function: pectate lyase activity. NCBI's taxonomy places the organism in Eukaryota, Viridiplantae, Streptophyta, Magnoliopsida, Magnoliales, Magnoliaceae. The coding region runs from base 35 to 1270 and encodes 411 amino acids.